Molecule: messenger RNA, 1391 nt
Organism: Linum trigynum
Lineage: Eukaryota; Viridiplantae; Streptophyta; Magnoliopsida; Malpighiales; Linaceae
Source: the annotation of a GenBank genome assembly
CGUCCCAAGCAAAGCAGGGAGUUUUUCUCUCCCGAAUGUUCCAGGUCGGCCUCGAGUUCCCUGCCCUUCGCACACAUCUUCAAUCCACAACCCCAGUGUUUGGUGUCUUUUCUGCAGAGUAUAAAGCAAAGAGGAAAGACCUGCCGCUACCGCACAGAACCGCCGUCAGAUCCCACAUCCACACUCCAAGCUUUCCUUUCGCCCGCUAUUUCUCUCUAUUCCAACUGCAACCUUCAGUCUUAUCAUUCUCAGGAUGAGCCGGCACCCAAUUUUGAAAUGGGCACAAAGAAGCGAUAAAGUAUAUCUCACUGUGGACUUAGCAGAUGCUAAAGAUGUCAAACUCGAGCUUGAACCUGAGGGAAAGUUUAUAUUAUCAGCCGUUAAAGAUGGGUCCGACUAUGUCGUAGAUCUUGAACUGUUCGACAAAGUCAAUGUUGAGGAGAGCAAAUAUGUCGUUGGCCCGAGAAACAUCGCAUAUAUCAUAGUCAAAGCUGAGAGUAACUGGUGGCCUAGGCUUAUUAAGCAAGAAGGAAAGACUCCUGCAUUCCUGAAAGUUGACUGGGAUAAAUGGGUCGACGAAGAUGAGGAAAAUGAUGUAGGAGGUGGUGCUCCUGGUGGCAUGAACUUUGAUGACAUGGAUUUCUCGAAAUUUGGCAUGGGAGGAGGCAUGCCGGGCAUGGGUGGCAGGGGAGGAAUGCCGGGCAUGGGAGGAAUGCCAGGCAUGGGUGGGAUGCCGGAUAUGGGAGAUUUCAACAUGCCAGAAGAUGACGAUGACGAUGAUGAUGAAGAAGAUGAAGUCAAGAAACCAGAAGCCAAGGAGGAAGAAGGAACCAGUAAAUCUGCUCCGGAGGAAGCCAAAGCUUGAUUUUCUUUGGAGAAAAACCAGCCUGCAGUGCAGUUAACUCGAGAUGGUUCUCCGAUCCCAUACCGUCGUGCCACCAAAUAUGAACAUUGCCAAGAUGUAGGCUCCGUUUUAUGAAUUUCUGUUUUCUCGGUUGGGGGGGGGGGGGGGGGGGGGGGGGGGGGGGGGGGACGAACAACUGUGGAUGGAUUGAUUUUCUUUGAUGGCAAAAAGGGCUCUCUUGUCGGUCAGUUUGGCUAAUAUGCGGGUCGGGUCGGGUCGAUGUGGCAAAAUGAAGAGAGAAGGCUGAUUGUUUUCGAAUGACAUAAAAAUGUAGUUCAGAGGGGGUUUAUCUUAGUUUACGGUUUAAGUAAUCAGAUCCUGCAUAACUUACUGUAUGAAGAUGAUAGUAUCCGCUUAUUUAUGUCGAUGCAGUGAGUGUUGCUUGAAGGAGCCUCAUCAACAAACCCAGACGGUUGUCAACAAGUUACUACAUCCAAGUGUACACUCAAAUUAAGCAACUAAACAUAGAUAAAAAAAUAUUCAACUC